ACCCUUUACUUCCAGAAGUUGGAACAACUCUAUCGAUACAACUGUUUCGAUGACCGCAAGUUUAAUCUAUUCCUCACAAGAGUUUGGUCUCUACUCAAGAGAUAUCAAACGUGGUUUGGCAGCAAUGAGAGUUCGCCCACUCAGGGAGCACUACCCCUCUCUGUGUUCUCGGUUCUGCACAAACACUUCGGGACGUGGUUUGGCAGCAAUGAGAGUUCGCCCACUCAGGGAGCACUACCCCUCUCUGUGUUCUCGGUUCUGCACAAACACUUCGGGGUUACCUUUGAAUGCUUUGCAUCGCCUCUCAACUCCUAUUUCAGACAAUACUGUUCCGCAUUCGCCGACACUGAUAGCUACUUCGGGUCCCGAGGACCAAUUCUCAACUUUCAUCCGGUUUGCGGUUCAUUUGAAGCCAACCCUCCAUUUUGUGAAGAACUAAUGGAGUCAACAGUCGAUCAUUUCGACCGACUGUUAGCCAACUCUCCCGAACCGCUCUCAUUCAUAGUGUUUGUGCCCGAGUGGAGAGAUCCGGUGCCAAAAGUGAUAACCAAACUGGAAAGCAGUAAAUUCAAGCGCAAGCAUCUGGUAAUACCUGCCUUUGAACACGAGUACAGAAACGGUUGUCAACACGUGUGCGACAAAAACGAUGUAAACGUGAAGUCAGCGCACGGGACGCUCGUUGUCUUCCUCCAGAACGACUCCGGUUUCCUCAAAUGGGGUCCGACUCCUGAACGUCUCGACGAACUCGUCGACGCCUAUAAGUGCGGCAGAGAUAAGGACAUACCGAUCCUCUCGCCCCCUCCCACUCCUCAAAAUAAUCAAAAGAGUGAAACCGAAAAACUCAUAAACUCUGAGACGAGUCAUAAGGACGAGUCGAUCGCUCUGACCGGCAGUGAAUAAACGCAUCAUUACUUCAUUCGCUUGAUUUGUAUUCAAUACAAAACAUCAGUUUUUAGUUCUCAUGUAUAUAAAUGACAUUCACAUUCAUUUUAACUAUAAUUUUUAGUUUUCAUCAAUUUGUAAAUAUUUAUCACAAACUUCUUAAAUUAUUCGCAAUAAUUAGCAAA
Molecule: messenger RNA, 1067 nt
Organism: Oppiella nova
Lineage: Eukaryota; Metazoa; Arthropoda; Arachnida; Sarcoptiformes; Oppiidae
Source: the annotation of a GenBank genome assembly